Molecule: messenger RNA, 1965 nt
Organism: Gossypium raimondii (Peruvian cotton)
Lineage: Eukaryota; Viridiplantae; Streptophyta; Magnoliopsida; Malvales; Malvaceae
Product: pentatricopeptide repeat-containing protein At5g15300
Exons: 1
Coding region: 38-1690 (550 amino acids)
Biological process (GO): RNA modification
Molecular function (GO): RNA binding; protein binding
Source: RefSeq, a predicted model, not a curated record
GUCUCAUUUCAUGCUGAACUCCAAAAACGACAUGUAAAUGAUAAGAAAACGACCAAACGACAGGUGCAUCAACCGCCAUCAACAGUCAUCAACGACCUUUUGGUCACAAUGCGUAAACCUCCGAUCCUUAAAGCAAAUCCAUGCUUUUCUCAUCACCAAAGGCUUCAACUCCAACUCAUCAGCCUUACGGGAGCUCAUUUUCAAGGCCGCCAUGGAAAUUUCAGGUACUUUAAACUAUGCUCAUAAAGUGUUCGAUAGAAUUUCUGAACCAGAUAUUUUCAUGUGGAAUACAAUUAUAAGAGGCUCAGCUCAAAGCCAAAACCCAUUAAAAGCCAUUUUAAGAUAUACGCAGAUGGCAAAACGCGGAAUUCAGCCGGAUGGCUUUACCUUUCCUUUUGUUCUUAAAGCUUGCACCAAACUUUGUUGGAGUAAAAUGGGGUUUGGGAUUCAAGGGAAGGCUUUGAAAAUGGGGUUUAUGGAGAAUAGUUUUUUAAGGAAUACCCUUAUUUAUUUUCAUGCUAAUUGUGGUGAUUUGAGUGUUGCAAGUGAGCUUUUCGAUGAAUCGGCAAAAAAGGAUGUUGUGCCUUGGUCAGCUUUGACUUCAGGGUAUGCAAAAAGGGGGGAACUUGAUGUGGCAAGGAGGUAUUUUGAUGACAUGCCAGUGAAGGACUUGGUUUCUUGGAAUGUUAUGAUUACAGGGUAUGCGAAAAGAGGGGAGAUGGAGAGUGCAAGGAAACUUUUUAAUGAAGUUCUGAAGAAGGAUGUUGUGACUUGGAAUGCUAUGAUUGCAGGGUAUGUUCUGUCCGGUGAAUGUAAGAAGGCAUUGGAGAUGUUUGAAGAGAUGAAGACUGUCGGGGAGAGGCCAGAUGAGGUUACCAUGUUGAGUUUGUUGAAUGCUUGUGCGGAUUUGGGGGAUUUGCAAGUUGGGAUGAAGAUACAUUGGUCUCUCUCGGAGAUGGUCUCAAGCAGUGGCUUUAAUGUUUUACUUGGGAAUGCGCUUAUUGACAUGUAUGCAAAAUGCGGCAGCAUUGGGAGGGCGCUAAAAGUUUUCCAAGAUAUGAGAGAAAAAGAUGUGUCGACAUGGAACUCAGUAAUAGGAGGGUUGGCAAUUCAUGGCCAUGCUGAGGAAUCAAUCAAUCUGUUUACCGAGAUGAGGAGGUCCAAAGUUAGGCCGAAUGAGAUCACCUUUGUUGGAGUCUUAGUUGCUUGCAGUCAUGCUGGGAGAGUAAACGAGGGUCGUCAAUAUUUCAAGCUUAUGAGAGAUGGUUAUAACAUCGAGCCAAAUAUUAGGCAUUACGGGUGUAUGGUGGAUAUGCUAGGGCGUGCUGGGCUAUUGGAUGAAGCAUUCAAGUUCAUAGACUCGAUGGUGAUUGAACCGAAUGCCAUUAUAUGGAGGACUCUGCUUGGGGCUUGUAGAAUUCAUGGAAAUGUCGAGUUGGGAAGCCGUGCAAAUGCUAGACUACUCAAAAUAAGACGGGAUGAGAGCGGAGAUUAUGUAUUACUUUCGAAUAUAUAUGCUUCAAAAGGCGAGUGGGAUCGAGUUGAGAAAGUAAGGAAGAUGAUGGAUGACACUGGGGUAAGGAAAGAUCCUGGUUAUAGCCUAAUUGAAGAUGAAGAAAAGGCUCUCAUAGACUUUUUAUUUAAUUCAAAAUCCAAAGUCAGUUUAAGACCAAAGAAUCUUGUGCAGUGAUUAGGUGACAAAUUGCUUUAAAGCCUUCAAGUUUAGUUAGGCAUGAUAGUUCCCGUUAAUCAUCCUUAAGGAGCCAACAUUGUCAGGAUGUAAACAAUAUAUGUGUGCUUCCAAGUUACUUUGCUUUGGUGCGAAAUAACCCAAAUUUGGCUUCAUCUUUGUUGAGUCGAACUUGAGUAGCUCAAGCUAUCAUGCUAGUUGAAUUCAAGUAUUUUAAUGCUUGAAUUUAUAUGGACUUUGAUCUGUUUAUAAAUCAUAUUAUAUGGAUUUUGAUA